AUGGAACUCGAGCUGUACGAGUACUUGCCGGGCGGGAGGCGGCACAAGCGCCACAAGGCUCUCCUCGCCGAGUUCAGGCGCGGCCUGGCCGAAGCCAUCGGCACCUUCUCUAUCGUGCUCAUCUCCUGCCUGGGCAACGCCAGUCCGCACACCUCCGAACUAGGUUCGGCGCUGGCCGAGGGGCUGACCAUCAUGGCGCUGGUGUUCGCCAUCGGCCAGGUCUCGGGCGCCCACUUCAACCCGUCCACCUCCCUCGCCUUCUCCCUGCGCCGCGUCUUCGAGUGGUGGCGCCUCCUCUACUAUCUGCCCGCCCAGUUCAUCGGAGCGAUGAUGGCGGGUCUGCUGGUGAUGGGCUUUCUGGGGAAGGAGGGCGACGUGGGCGCCACGCUGCCCGACGGCGUGAGCAUCGAGGCCGGCCUCGCCAUGGAGAUCGUCUUCUCGGCGCUGAUGAACUUCGUCUACCUCAACGUGGCGGAGCGCGCCAAGGUGGUCGGAGCCAACGGUGCCAUCGCCGUCGGCGUCAUCGUCACCGCUCUCGGCAUCGUUGGCGGGCCGCUGGGCGGAGCGUCGAUGGACCCGUUCCGUUCGCUGGCGCCGGCGCUGCUGGCGGGCGGCAAGCCCCUGCGCGAGGUGUGGAUCUUCAUCGUGGGUCCGAUGGUCGGCGCGGUCCUCGCCGCGCUGCUCACCUUCAUGCUGGGGUCACGAGUGCACCCCUACGCGGUGCUCGACGCCAACGGGAUCGGCCGUGCGGGUCCCGAGGACGAGGAAGAACAGCGAAUCGACCAGGCCAGCGAGCGGUGA
Acanthamoeba castellanii str. Neff is the source of this 801-nucleotide messenger RNA. RefSeq names its product transporter, major intrinsic protein (MIP) superfamily protein. Lineage: Eukaryota; Discosea; Longamoebia; Acanthamoebidae. Gene Ontology annotation, cellular component: membrane. The transcript is spliced from 5 exons. Gene Ontology annotation, molecular function: channel activity. The record is from RefSeq and is a predicted model, not a curated record. Bases 1 to 801 code for a protein of 266 amino acids. Gene Ontology annotation, biological process: transmembrane transport.